Messenger RNA from Oryza brachyantha (malo sina), 948 nucleotides. Its product is annotated as beta-1,3-galactosyltransferase 6-like. The record is from RefSeq and is a predicted model, not a curated record. The transcript has a single exon. Gene Ontology annotation, cellular component: Golgi membrane. Gene Ontology annotation, molecular function: hexosyltransferase activity. NCBI's taxonomy places the organism in Eukaryota, Viridiplantae, Streptophyta, Magnoliopsida, Poales, Poaceae. The coding region runs from base 1 to 948 and encodes 315 amino acids.
AUGGCGGCGAGCAUCGGUGCCUGGCUCGUCCCCGUCGUCGUCCUCGCGAUCUUCUACUUGGUCCUCUUCCCCAACGACCUGAGCCAGCUCCAGUCGGCGCUUGCCCCAUGCUCCGACGGGUCGCCGGUGGCGACGGCGGCGAGCGAGCUGACGAAGACGGCGGCAGCGGCGGAGGACGUCGACUUCCGCGUGUUCUUCGGCGUGGUGACCCGCGCCGACUUCUACGAGCGGCGCGCGCUGCUGCGCAUGGCCUACGCGCUCCAGCCGCGGCCGCGGCGCGCCGUGAUCGACGUCCGGUUCGUGAUGUGCCGCCUGGACAAGGAGGAGGACGCGGUGCUGGUGGCGCUGGAGAUCAUCACCCACGGCGACAUCCUGGUGCUCAACUGCACGGAGAACAUGAACGACGGCAAGACGUACGAGUACUUCUCGUCGCUGCCGCGCCUCUUCGCCGGCGAGCCGUACGACUACGCCGGCAAGAUCGACGACGAUACGUACUACCGGCUGGAGGCGCUUGCCGACACGCUGCGCGGCAAGGCGCGGCGCGACAUGUGGCACGGGUUCCUGAACCCGUGCCACGUCAGCCCGGAGCGGCAGUACAUGUCCGGCAUGGGGUACAUCGUGUCGUGGGACGUGGCGGAGUGGAUCGCGGCGUCGCCGGAGCUGAGGGAGGACCACGAGGGCCACGAGGACAAGGCGUUCGGGCGGUGGCUGCGCCGGGGCGGCAGGGGCAAGAACGUCUACGGCGAGGAGCCGCGGAUGUACGACUACCUGGACCGGGAGAUGUACGCCGACGUCAACUGCUUCCGCCACGAGCUCGUGCCGGACACGGUGGCGGUGCACAAGCUCAAGGACCGCCUCAAGUGGGCCCGCACGCUCAGGUUCUUCAACGCCACCGACGCCCUCAAGCCUUCCAAGAUGUACCACGUAGACCUCACACCUAAAAUCUAA